Molecule: messenger RNA, 3340 nt
Organism: Durio zibethinus
Lineage: Eukaryota; Viridiplantae; Streptophyta; Magnoliopsida; Malvales; Malvaceae
Gene: BRCA1
Product: breast cancer susceptibility1
Biological process (GO): positive regulation of transcription by RNA polymerase II; double-strand break repair via homologous recombination
Cellular component (GO): BRCA1-A complex; BRCA1-BARD1 complex
Molecular function (GO): ubiquitin-protein transferase activity
Source: RefSeq, a predicted model, not a curated record
CGACCUGCGAAAAAUCUUGGCGGGUUAAAUUUCGAAAUUGAGAUUUUGAGUUUCGCGCUUUCUUCUAAAACAAUCUUCCGCCGUUCAAGUCUUUCCAUGCGUCUUCCUUCCGUCGCCUAUUCUCUUUCUCUCGCUCUCGAUCUCAAGAAGAAAGGAAAAUUAUUUCCCCAGACGAACCAAAAAUGGGGGAUCCAAGUUACCUGGAGAAAAUGGGCAGAGAGCUCAAAUGCCCCAUUUGCUUGAGUCUGUUGAACUCUGCGGUUUCACUUACAUGCAACCAUGUGUUCUGCAAUGCCUGUAUCAUGAAAUCAAUGAAAUCCGGUUCCAAUUGUCCAGUUUGUAAAGUACCCUACCGGCGUCGAGAGGUUCGUCCUGCGCCUCACAUGGAUAACUUGGUUAGCAUUUAUAAAAGCAUGGAGAUUGCUUCAGGUUUCAAUAUUUUUGUCACUCAGAACCCACCUCUGGAUAAAUCAACAGAUGAUGAGAAGCGAGUUGAAAAUGAUCUCAAUUGUAGUGAAAGAGUGGAUAAUCAGGGAGCAACCAAAAGAAAAGGAUCUAGGGUGGCUAAAUCAACAGAAAACUCUGGUCCCAUACCUGUGAAGCCUUCUUUUCUCACCAACAAAAGGGUUCAGGUGCCACAGUAUCCUCUGUCAGAAACACCUAUGAUGUCUGCAAAACUUGGCAGUGGGUUGGUUGAACGCACGGAGGAUGAAUCUAAAAGAACUUCAGAUAUUCCAAAGGAGAAUUACAGUCCAAGGGAAAAGGGAGAACCAAUAUUUACACCCUUUUUCUGGUUGAGAGAGGAAGAUGCAGAGAAGCCAAGUCAGCUUACUGAUGGGGAUCAAUUUGUGUAUAUAACACCACCUGAAGUUCCUUCUUUCAGUGAUAUGAAGGAUUCUGAUGAUGAAGGCUUUUCUAAAGAGGAGGUGCAUGGAAACACUGAUAAUGUGAAUCUGUUUGAUAGCGAGAUGUUUGAAUGGACACAGAGAGCUUGUUCCCCAGAACUUCUGUCAAGUCCUGUUAAAAUGCAGCUUGAAGACACUGACGAACCAGCAUUACAGGGUUCAAAUACAGUCAAACCCUGUAUUAAUAAUGGCAUAUGCAUGACAACUAGACUUAACACUUCAGAAGAGAUACUGCCUAAUGUAACAUCUUUCAGAACCAAGGCUGCUAACAACAAGACCAGGACCCAUAAAUCCAGGGAAAUGGGCAGGAAAUAUAGAAAUACUGCCCAAAAGAAGAUUGCUGACAGAACUAGAAGUCAUGUUUCCAGAGGUCAUGCUGAUCCAGAAAAGGGAUCUGAAAGUUUUAAUCAAAACCAAGCAGCUGAUCAUAGCAGCAGUUCUUCAUAUUUGGCUAAGGCUAGGAAAAAUAGUAAGGUGGCUGUUUUGGAUCACCAUGAAGCUGAACCAAUAGUAACAUAUGUUUCUGAUGCCUCUGAAAAUGCAGAAACUUCAAAUCAGGCUGACACAAAUAAGGUUAACAAGUUGCCUGCCAGAGUCAGUAAGGAAAACAGUGGUGAUGAAUAUGAGAAUUUGAGUAAAGGAAAAAGUUGCAGGUGGAUCAUUGCCCAGUGCCAAAAAAAAUCUUGUUCAAAGUCAAAGAAACAAAAACUAAGUAUGGCUAUGGUUGAUAUUCCUGAAGAAAUUUCAACCGCUCACAAUCAGACAAAUGAAAAGAUGAUUCUACGAAGUCCUCGCUUCAUUCCCGUACCUUAUGACAAGGGUGCCAAACAGUUCAAUAAAGUAUCAAUCAAACGUGCUAGGGAAGUAAAGUCUGCUUUGAGUUUGAAAAGUGAAAAAAACUUAAGUGGUAAGAAAAAGAUGAAAGUUUCUUUUAGUGGUGACACAAAAACUUGGUUGGCUGAAGAACCCCAGCAGGGAAAUAGUAAUUUUUCCCCACAGAGAUUAAGUGAAAAGGUUCAAGGUAGUCCCACCGUUGGAAUUUCAGAUGGUUCAACAGUAAAUAAGCUUCGCCUAGCAAAUGAAGUGGCCUUGCGCAAAUUUCAGACUGUUACAAAUAAAAUACAAUGCGCUUUCUGUCUUUCUACAGAAGAUUCUGAGGCUUCAGGAGAGAUGUUUCAUUACUAUGAUGGCAGGUCUGUUCCUCUAGAUCAUAAUGGUGGCUUUAAGGUCAUACAUUCACACAAGAACUGCGCUGAAUGGGCCCCUAAUGUUUAUUUUGAGAAUGAUAAGGCAAUCAACCUUGAAGCUGAAUUAUGCAGAAGCCGAAAAAUAAAAUGUUCCUGUUGUGGACUAAAAGGUGCAGCGUUGGGCUGUUAUGAAAAGAGUUGCCGCAAGAGUUUUCAUGUUCCUUGUGCAAAAUUAGUCUCACAAUGCCGGUGGGAUACUGAGAACUUUGUAAUGUUAUGCCCUCUCCAUGCCUCUUCUAAGUUGCCUAAUGAAAAUCCAGAAUCUCAAGAAAGCAGAAAAAGAUGUGUUUUGAGAGGAUCAAUUCACCACAACGAAGUUCCUAUAAACAAUGGCAUCAGUGUGCAGAAGAAAUGGAAUCCUUGUGGAUCACACAAAAAAUUGGUACUCUGUUGCUCAGCUCUCUCAGUUGGAGAGAGGGAAAUCAUUUCUGAAUUUGAGAAAUUAUCUGGCGUUACAGUGUUGAAGAGAUGGGACUCAAGUGUCACCCAUAUCAUUGCAUCCAUAGAUGAAAAUGGAGCAUGCAAAAGAACCCUUAAAAUUUUAAUGGGUAUCUUGGAGGGGAAGUGGAUGCUGAAUGUUAAUUGGGUCAAAGAUUGCAUUAAAGCCAUGAAACCUGUUGAUGAGUUGCGAUACGAAAUUACUAUUGAUGUUCAUGGAAUCAGGGAUGGUCCACGACAUGGAAGGCUAAGACUCCAGAACAAGCAACCAAAGCUUUUUGAUGGGUCCAAGUUCUAUAUGAUGGGAGAUUUUGAACCUUCUUAUAGGGGAUACCUACAAGAUCUUGUAAUUACUGCAGGAGGUGCCAUUCUGCAUAGAAAACCCAUUUCAGGUGAUCAAGGAGCCCCAUUCUCUACUUACCCUGUAUCUUCAACCUUCAUAAUUUACAGCGUUGAGUUGCCUGAUAAGUGUGAUCCUACCAAGAAGCAUAUGAUUAUAAGCCGCCGGCAAUUUGACGCAGAAGCAUUGGCAAGUUCAACUGGUUCCAAAGCAGUAAGCAAUUCAUGGGUUUUGAACUCCAUUUCUGCAUGCAAAUUGCAAAGUCUUGGUGAAUAAUUAUAUAGAUUAUUAUAGAACCUUUAAAUGUCUAAAGGUCAGAGUUUAAUGGAGAAAGCUUAAAGAUUAUGAUGAAUUUGUUUUGAAAAUAUUUAAUGUAUGAUCAAUGAUUGAUCGAAUCAAUUGGUGUGACA